AUGCGGCCGGGCGCGGUGUUGGUGGCUCUGGCCGUUGCUUGGCUGGCCGUGCUGGCCAAAGACCCGUAUGGCGAAGAUUGCCAAAAUCAGCUGUAUCCUCCAACAGGACCAAGGGUCAAAGGCAGCAUUCCGAAUUACUUCAUCAAUCUUGACUUGCCACCUCAUGAAAGAUGGGCCCAGGUGGCACGUGACAAGAAAGACGAGCUGAACAUCUUAAUUGAGCAUAUCAAAAAGAUAAUGACCGUGGUGUUCCCAAGUAGCAAAAUGAUACAGUUGUUGGAAUCAAAAUUGGCUUGGUUAGGGUCUACUCUUCCUUAUCCUUUCGCUGAUGAGAUCAAAGGCAUCGCUGAUGCAUGUGGCGCUCCGUUAGGUGACAUAGUUAUAUUUAAUGUCUUCUAUGAAAUCUUCACUGUGUGCACUUCAAUAAUAGCAGAAGACGACACAGGAAAGCUGUAUCAUGCCAGGAAUCUUGAUUUUGGGCUCUUCCUUGGGUGGGAUAUUAAAAAUAGUACUUGGAUUGUAACACAGAAGUUGAAACCAUUGGUGGUAUCACUGGACUUUCAGAGGAACAAUAAGACAGUCUUUCGGUCUUCAAACUUGGCAGGCUACGUGGGAAUGGUAUCUGGAGUCAAACCAGGCAUUUUUACUCUAACCAUGAAUGAACGUUUCAGUAUUGAUGGAGGUUACAUUGGAGUCUUUGAGUGGAUCUUUGGCAAGAGAGAUGGUUGGUGGAUGAGCUUCCUUACUAGAAGUGUCCUGGAAAACAGUACAAGCUACGAAGAGGCAAAGGACAGGCUCACCAACACGAGGCUGCUGGCUCCGGCUUAUUUCAUAUUGGCAGGAAACAGGUCUGGACAGGGAAGUGUGAUUACACGUUCCCGAACUGCUGCCCUAGACGUUUGGGAGCUGAAUGCAAAGAAAGGUACCUGGUAUGUGCUGGAAACCAAUUAUGACCGCUGGAAGGUUCCAUUGGUUGUGGAUGAUCGGAGAACUCCCGCAAUGAAGUGUAUGAACCUAACAAUGCAACAGAACGUCUCACUGCCAGCUUUGUUCAAUGUUCUCUCCACAAAGCCUGUCCUUAAUAAGUUGACCGUUGCUACAACAUUGAUGGAUGUUUCUGAUGGUCACAUAGAGAGUUAUUUGAGGAACUGUCCAGAUCCUUGCAGUCCCUGGUGAGGACUGAGCGUGCCAGAGGAAUGAAUGCUCUCCAGGGUGGGCAGGAUUG
Molecule: messenger RNA, 1225 nt
Organism: Euleptes europaea (tarantolino)
Lineage: Eukaryota; Metazoa; Chordata; Lepidosauria; Squamata; Sphaerodactylidae
Gene: ASAH1
Product: N-acylsphingosine amidohydrolase 1
Exons: 14
Coding region: 1-1176 (391 amino acids)
Biological process (GO): fatty acid metabolic process
Cellular component (GO): lysosome
Molecular function (GO): N-acylsphingosine amidohydrolase activity; fatty acid amide hydrolase activity
Source: RefSeq, a predicted model, not a curated record